AUGUCUUUAUCCCGGAUUCAGAGUUUGAGACUGGCAGCUGUCCUGGAGGACUGUUCAGACCAGUUGGACAUACUGGGACAUACUCUGACAGUAAAGAUCAGCAGGGAGCAAGGACCUGCAGCAGCACAGGAGAAAGCCAGGCUGAUCAAAAUGAAAGGAGACUGUCAGUACAUCUCACAGCAGGUUUUCAAGCUGAAUUUGGAGCUGGAGCAGAAGCAGAGUUUCAGUUCUCUGCAGCAGGUGGUGGAGGAAGAGGAGCAGAAAAAGAAGGAUGAGAACAUGAGAAGAGAGGCAAAGAUAGAGCUGGAGCAGAGAAUACAAACUCUACAGAGACAACAAGAGGAGUAUCAACAGAAAAGUGAGAAACUGCAGGACAUGAACAGACUCAUCAAAGACCAAAGGUUUCAGCUUGAGCAGUCAUCAAAGACUGCCAACAAGAAUAUUGUGGAGAAAACCAUUGAGAUGCGGCUCCAGCAAGCACAAAAAGAGAGCAGCCAGGCUGAAAAGCUGCUAGACAACCAGCUGGAGCUGCUGCGCAAACAGCUGAAAGAGGAGACGAGAGUGCAUGAGGAGUCAGUGAAAUUCCUGCAGAAUCGAUAUGAGGAGUUGCAGCAGCUGCUGCAGCAGUGGCAGCAGCGCACAGAACAGAUGCUGCAGGAGAAGAAGCAGCAGCUCAACAAUGUGUGCUGCAAAAAGACAGUGAAUUUGGACCGACUGAUGGAAAUGAGGAGGAAGUUCAGGGAGAUGGAGGAGGUUGUGAUGGAAGACAUGGAGGAGCAGGAGAAACUGCGCCAACAGGAGGCUUACGCCAGAGCUGCUACCAAGCUGCAGGCCUGGUGGAGAGGCUGCAUGGUCCGCCAAGGUCUCGGUAGUUUUAAAAAAGCAGAGGAAGGCAAGAAAGGCAAGAAGAAGAAGGAGGGAAAGAAGAAGAAGACAUGA
Chelmon rostratus (copperband butterflyfish) is the source of this 939-nucleotide messenger RNA. Its product is annotated as dynein regulatory complex protein 9-like. Bases 1 to 939 code for a protein of 312 amino acids. The transcript is spliced from 9 exons. Lineage: Eukaryota; Metazoa; Chordata; Actinopteri; Chaetodontiformes; Chaetodontidae. Gene Ontology annotation, biological process: cilium organization. Gene Ontology annotation, molecular function: protein binding. Gene Ontology annotation, cellular component: cytoplasm; motile cilium. The record is from RefSeq and is a predicted model, not a curated record.